AUGACUUCUCUCACAAGGAAUCUCCCGUGGUUUGUAAGGGAUCUUGGCGUAGGAGCCAUCGGAGAGACAUGUUACGUUUCUCUUGUAGAGAAUCUGAAUGUGGGCGACGUGCCAUGCCUCAAACUCUCGCUUUCUAAGGGGCUUGGGAUUGGCAUUGUGGUUGGUGGUUCAAUCAUGAAAGUACCGCAGUUACUUCUAAUUGUAAAGGCACGCUCUGCUCGUGGCCUCUCGCUGGAGUCAUACGUCCUCGAAACACUGGCGUACGCCAUUCAGACUACUUAUUCGUUUAGAAACAGAUUUCCCUUCUCCACGUACGGCGAGAAUUUCUUCUUGACCAUCCAGAACAUCAUCAUCACUUUCCUCGUCAUUUUGUAUGCCUCACACAAAACUCUUUCCCAGUCUCCUUCCUCGCGGCUCGCAACAGCUGCGCUGGCGACAGCUGUCACUGCCACGGUCUUGAUCACGGUCCCCAUAUCUUUCCUCGCCUAUCUCCAGAUAUCAACUCUCCCCAUCUCAGUAGCGUCGAAGCUGCCCCAAAUCCGACAGAACAUGCGCUCACAGUCGACGGGCCAGCUCUCGGCGUUUGCGGUGCUCUCUCAAAUAGCAGGAUGCCUCGCGAGACUGUUCACCACGGCGACAGAGGUUGGGGACCCUCUUGUGGCUGCUGGGUUCGCGUUGGCAUUGGCGCUGAAUUGUAUCCUUGGAUUUCAAAUGUGGAUGUACUGGGGGAAGGAUCCGUUUGAUGGGGAUAUGAUUGAGAAAGGUCUUAGCCGGAACUCUUUACCUGUAUCACUGCCGUCGAGGAAAUCUGAUUGA
Molecule: messenger RNA, 816 nt
Organism: Pleurotus ostreatus (oyster mushroom)
Lineage: Eukaryota; Fungi; Basidiomycota; Agaricomycetes; Agaricales; Pleurotaceae
Exons: 3
Coding region: 1-816 (271 amino acids)
Source: RefSeq, a predicted model, not a curated record